Prorocentrum cordatum is the source of this 732-nucleotide messenger RNA. The record is from the annotation of a GenBank genome assembly. NCBI's taxonomy places the organism in Eukaryota, Dinophyceae, Prorocentrales, Prorocentraceae.
AUGGCGCAGGCGCGUGCAGCCCAGUCGCUGCUCCGCGCCUUCGGCGCCCUGCAGCAUCGGGGGCGCCGGCCUGCGCUUGUAGGUGCGGCGCUGGCGGAGGCGCUCGGCGAGGCAGUGGCUCGGGCUCCUCGCGCGGCCGCUGCCCCGCCGCCUGGUGCCUGCCAAGGGGGUCCUCGUGUCGGCGCUGGUGGCGCUGGGGGACCUGGCGCGAGGGCCGCUGCGGCGGCCGGUCGCGCGCCCGCGGGCGGCUCGGCGGCGGCCCAGCACUCGGCGCCCAUGGUGGGGGAUCCGACGCCGCCGCGCGUCGCGGCUUCUCCAGCGUCUUCGUGGGGGACGGCAGCUGCGAAGGCCCGCGUGCGCGACGUGGCGCGGUCUCUGGCCCCCGUGCCUUCGGGAGUAUGCAUCCCCCGCGGCGCGGGACUGGAGCGGGCCGCGGGCUCUGUCAGAGGCGGUGAGCAGGUUCCCGCCGCUUCGUUGUCGAGACCUGCCGAGGGAGGUGUUCGCACGCGGCAUGCUUUCUUCGACCUCGCGCAGGUGCUCCAGCGGCAGGCCAGCGCGCCCUUGCGCCUCAGCGAGGCCUCAUCCGGGCACCUGCGGGCCAUGGGGACUGUCGAGGCCGCCCACGUGGUCGCGCAGCUGUUCGUGUUCCAUCUGCAGGGCUUUGCCGCAGACCUUUGGAUAAAGAAUGUCGCCACUUCCAAGGUGUGCUCUGAGGCCGUUGAGGUGCGUUGA